Sporisorium graminicola is the source of this 3954-nucleotide messenger RNA. RefSeq lists its product as uncharacterized. The transcript has a single exon. Gene Ontology annotation, cellular component: precatalytic spliceosome; catalytic step 2 spliceosome; Prp19 complex. The record is from RefSeq and is a predicted model, not a curated record. Gene Ontology annotation, biological process: mRNA splicing, via spliceosome. The coding region runs from base 1 to 3954 and encodes 1317 amino acids. Lineage: Eukaryota; Fungi; Basidiomycota; Ustilaginomycetes; Ustilaginales; Ustilaginaceae. Gene Ontology annotation, molecular function: protein binding.
AUGAUUGCUGAGCCAAAUUUUCAUUGGACUCAAAUCGGGGUCGCAGCCCGCGAGCAGAAAAAUAGAGUAAGCAAGAAAGGCGUCUUCCGUCUCUCUUCUCAUUUUCGUAUCCACGAGCACACGAGCAAAGCCGAGCAAGACCAACACUUUUUCGGCAAAGCUUCCGAACGCAAAGGGUCAAGCACGGACAGGAGCAGCCUGUUCGCCAAGGAGCUCGAGCAGGAAGAUAUCCGCAACGACGAGAGCAAGGCGCAGAGAGCGAGAGCGAGAGAGGCUAUGGCGCAGCAUGGUAGAGAUGCUAACUCGCAUCCCGACGAGCCUCCACCCAAGCGACGCACGCUCCAGAUCAAGCUAGGCAGACCACGCCCAUCUUCCGACAUUCAGCAGGCCGAGCAGGCAUCUCCAUCGCUGAACCGCACUCGACUCAGCAGCUCGUUCGGCGGUGGCGGCGGCAUCCGCAUCUCGCUCAAGAGGAAAGCAUCAGUGCCGGAAUCACAGGCUACUCCGCCUAGGUUUACUUCCCUUCAUGCAGAAAGUGGCGACGAGGAUGACCACGAAGAUCAAGGGCAAGUAGGCUCGGCCGACGAUUCCGAGCAAGAAGAAAGCGACGAGGAGGAGGAGGAUGAUGAUGACGAUGACGAUCAGGCUGAAGAUGAGGAUGGGGAAGGGGAGGAAGGGGCUGAUGACCAUGACCAGGAGCAAAACGAGGAGACUGGUGCAGUCAAUGCUGCAACAAGCGGCGAUGCUGCAUCCAAUCCACGCAUUCGUGGCAAGAACGGCGCGUUCAAGGGCACAAGCGCUGCCGCCAGCAGCUCUCACCCUUCACGGCGACCCAUCAAACGCUUACGAUCCAAAGGUCUCUAUGAAGCGCUUCCUAAGCUGAUCGAGAAUCUGCAGCGCCGUGACAGCUACAAAUUUUUCUGCGAACCCGUGAACCCGGACGAAGUUCCUGGCUAUUCCGACGUCAUCAAGACGCCCAUGGAUUUUGGCACCAUGCAACGCAAGGUCGAUGACCGCCUGUACAGUCACAUGGACGAGUUUCAGGCUGAUUUCCAGCUCGUCGUCUCGAACGCAAUGACGUUCAACCCCGAGGGUACGCUGUAUUACAACGAGGCCAAGCGCAUCACGGCGUGGGGCAAUAGGGCCAUCGAGCGCGAAGGCAUGGCUGUCAAUGAUAACGGUCGCGCAGGCGUCAAGGGUGACGAGAUCCGGCGACAAAAGAGGCUCGCCAGAGAAGCGGCUGCAUCCACAUUGGCUAGCGGAUCAGGUCUCGACGGAUCACCCGCUGCCGCCGAAUCAUUUGGUCGAAGACAGCUCCGCGGCGCUGCGCUUCACCAACACCAGGCGCUAGGCGAUGCCAGUAUGCAGCAGGCAGCUGACGCAGCUUCGGCGGGACUUGAUGACGAAACGACAAGACGCUCUGCUGCGCGUGGGUCUCGCUUCGCCUUCAGCGCAGGGGUUCAGGCUAUUAUGGAAGCUGCGAGGGUCACAUCGCAGGCAAGGCAAAGAGCGGCUAUAGCACUCGGCUUGACCGGGGGUACACUGACCCGCGAAGACUCGGUGCAGCCAGGCGCGGGCUUCAAAGGCCAGGGUGACGCUGACAUGGAUAUCGACGAUGACGACGACGACGAGGAGGUCUCGGACGAAGAAGGAGGUGCGCGGGUCAGUGUUGCUCGAGAAAGAGAGUUGCGCGAGCGUUCUGCCACGGCUGACGGGACGGCUUCUACCAUCGGCCGUCGAUUUGACUCGUCGCAGCCAGGCGGCACUCCAUCGACGCCGUUGGGACAACGCCAGGCUAGUCCCGAUGCGCUGAGAAGACGUCUUGCGGCAGUGACAGGUACACCAAUUCAAGCCUUGGCUAGCCCCAUGGGGAUCGUCGCAGGCGCAGCAAGUGGGACAAGCAGGGCUUCCAAGCACGCUAAGCACAAGCAGCGUCUCGGUGCGCCAGGAACGCCCAAGCGUUUGCUGGCACGGACGGGUCUGACUGGAUCCGCAACCCCAUUAGCUGGUACAGGAGCUGCUGGUGCGGCAACCACUGCUGCCGGAACACCUGCAGAGGUUACUACUGGUGCGGACGCCGCAGCUGCAGCUCAGCUGAUCGCCAACCUGUCCCAGACCCAGCUCCAGCCCUCCGUGGCGUCCUACUCGUUCGACGACGACGGCUCGAUCAACCCAGAAGACAUCGAUGAUCUGCACGCUUUCUUGACACUCCAUCGCAGCGACAAGCACGUGCUGAUGCCGGUCAUUGAGUCGCUCUAUCCGAUUCCAUUUGUUCCUGGUGAUUACACUAACACUAGCGGCAUAGACGACAAGCACAAAGAGUCAGACAAGGAAACGGAAAAGGAGCGCUACAAAGAGAAGGAGAAGGCCAAAGACAAGAACGCUGCAGACGAUGGCGACGACGAUGACGACGAGGGCAAGGGCGAUGCCCGGGAGAAGGGUGACAAAGACCCACUUUCGACGCUUCCGCCCUCGCGUCCUGGUGCGCCAGACCCGCUCUAUUCCGCCAUAGCACCCGAGCCUGAGCCUCUACAGAGCAACCUCAGCCACGAUGUGGAAUCGCUCCCGCCCAACUUCCGCAACCUGCCGUUCCACACGCCCAGCUUGCCUGCCAAGUCGCUGCAGGGUGCUCGCUCGCUGAGCACGCCCAGCUCAUGGAGCAAUCCUGCCUAUGCCGAGGCACUCAAGAACGACAGAAGACCCAAAAAGCAAAAGGACAAGGAGCGCGAGAAGGAACGCGAGACGCUCGAAGACUGGAGCUAUUUCCGUCCCACUCUUGCACGCCUGCUUGAGAUCACGGAUCUUGGCCCAUUCGGUGCCUUGGUGCCGCGUGUCGAAUGCGACAAUUCGUCUUCCUUGAGCUCCGGCAAGUCUAUCAAAGAUGCCCAACAAGCCGCGGCAGCGACGUCACCAGCUCAUGCAUUCUCGACGAGCCUGCUGGGAAGACAAGGCGUCGAGGCUAUCAAGGCCGAGCUACGACAAAAGCGACAAGGCCUUACUCUGCCAAGGGAGAUCGUGCGGCGGUACAUCGCUGCUGCCCGAAAUUGCAAUACCAAGGCGAUCGCGGACACGUUCUCUGAGGUAGAAAGGCAGGAUGCGAGUCGGAGCCUCUCAGACAUGGUCUACGCGGGCGUCGCCGGCCAUGCUUACGUUCGCAGUGUGGGCGAGUUUGUCGCCGGUGCAACGCACCACGCCAUGCUUUUGGACGAGGCGGACGAUGCGAACGAACAGCAGAUUGCAGAAGCAGAAAGGAGGCUCCUGUUGGCGGCAGCGUUGCGCAAGGUGAAGGAUGCCGAGGCGACGCCCGAACCCACCGCUGCUUCACGUCGUGGUCCUUUCCAGUGGCGCGACACCACGGAAGAAGUGAGUGGCGGCACAGCUACACCGUCGGUUGCUCCUGAGAAUGUGUCUGGCCAACCAGAUGCUACCUCCACUGCAAGAGGCACACCGGCAGCAGAGGUGUCCAACGCUGUCGAUUCGGCCAUCUCCGAGCUGCUCGAAGAGUGCGACAAGGUGGAAGCCAAGCUGGCUCCCUUGCCAAAACCACUCGCUAAGCUGGUGGAAGAAGAAGUGAUCCGACCUAUCACCGGUCAGACUCUUGACGUGCUGCAUCUGGUUGCCGUGCACAUCAAGUCACACGGCUCGGAAGCGCUUGAUGUGGAAGAAAUCGAGGCGCGUCUGCUGCAGAACAAGAUCAGGCCACACCGGAUCGAGGGUGUGGACGCUGCCUUGCUUGCGGCUCCCCCCGCCAAGCCAACGGUACCAUCGGCUGCACCCGUUGAUGCACGUGUACAACCACAACCGCAGCCGCCUGUUGAGCUGCCGCCGAUUCCAUACACUGCAGAGCUGGACUGGCUCAAAGACCAGCCGGACCUAACACGGCUCUUGGACGAGGCCCGUCACGAUGUCGACAGCCUCGGCUCGAUCCUCAACUACGUCGUCCAGAGCGCCUGA